This is a messenger RNA of Capsicum annuum, 2186 nucleotides long. Its product is annotated as (E,E)-geranyllinalool synthase. Lineage: Eukaryota; Viridiplantae; Streptophyta; Magnoliopsida; Solanales; Solanaceae. Gene Ontology annotation, molecular function: terpene synthase activity; magnesium ion binding. The record is from RefSeq and is a predicted model, not a curated record. Gene Ontology annotation, biological process: diterpenoid biosynthetic process.
AUGUUGAAUAGAAUUUUAAAUUAGUUUCCUAAAUAUAGAAAGAGUCAUUACUCUUUCUAUAUAUAUACUGCUAGUUUUCUUUGCACUCCCACACACAAAACAUCACUUCCAAUUAAGAGCUAAAAAAAUCACUUUUCUUUAGCUUUUCUCUUUGCAAUUUUCUCAUGGAUUCUUUGCCAUUGUCUUCCAUUGAAUCACUUGUAAUUGAUAUGAAAAAAGAUUUAUUCUCAAACAAAGACAAAGUUGCCAAAACAUCUGCCUAUGAUACUGCUUGGUUAGCCAUGAUACCUAAUAAUAAUAAUCAAGAAAAUGAAGACAAUUAUGGUCCUAUGUUUGAGAGUUGUGUAAAUUGGAUUCUCAAUAAUCAAAAUGAGUUAGGUUUUUGGGGUGAUUUCAAUGUUCCAACAAUUGAUUGUCUUCCUAGUACACUUGCUUGCAUGGUGGCACUCAAGAAAUGGGGUGUUGGUGAAAGCCAGAUAGAAAAAGGAUUGAAAUUUAUUCAUGCAAAUAUGGAUACGCUUUUGAAGGAAAAUUCUCAAUGUUUUCCACGUAGUUUCACAAUUGUUUUUCCAACAAUUCUUCAACUUGCAAAAGCACAAGGCUUGGAAAUUAUUUUUAUUAAUGGAUCAAAUAGAUUAUUAUCUGAUGUUUUCAUGAAGAAGAAAUCAAUUCUUGAAAGUGAAAAGCUCAAUGAUCAAUCUGAUUUGGCAUAUUUGGAGAAAUUAUCACAAAGUGAUAUUUAUUUUAAUUGUGUGAAUAAAGAUGAUGAAAUUCUCAAACAAUUAUGUGAAGAAAAAAAUGGUUCUUUUUUUCAAUCACCUUCUGCUACAGCACAAGCAUUCAUGGCUACUGGAAAUGAAAAAUGCCUUCAAUACCUCAUGUCCAUUGUUCAAAAAUGUCCCAAUGGAGUGCCUUCAAGAUAUCCAAUGGAUGAAGAGCUAAAAAUGCUUUGCAAGGUUGAUAAUAUACAAAGAAUGGGAUUGGGUAAACAAUUUGAAAAGGAAAUUGGACAAAUUCUUGACCAAGUUUAUAAAAAUUAUCAAGUGAAUAAUUUGGAUAAUAAUAAUGAUAAAGAAACAAGUUAUUUACCAGAGAAAUUAUUCAAGGAUUCAUUGGCUUUUAGGCUUCUCAGAUUGCAAGGAUACAAAAUAAAUGAAGGAAUUUUUUGUUGGUUUGUUCAUGAACCACAAAUAAUGGAGUACAUAGAAAAAAAUCAAGAUUUUUUUGCAUAUGUGAUGUACAAUGUCUACAGAGCCACAGAUUUAAUGUUCAAUGGAGAAUCUGAUAUUGAAAAAGCAAGAUCUUUUUCCAGAAAUUUUCUUGUCAAUAAUGACAAUUUAUCAGUACUUCCAUCACUUCAAAAAGUGAUUGAGCAUGAAUUGAAUGUUCCAUGGUUUGCUAGAUUAGAACACCUUGAUCACAGAUUAUGGAUUGAAUUUAAUCAGUCUAUUUCUCUUUCUGAUGGAAAAUCUCCAUUUUAUUGGUUGUCUUAUUUGCAAAAUGACAAAUUAACUCAAUUAGCAGUGCAAAAUUAUGAAUAUAGGCAAUCAAUUUAUAGGAAUGAAUUGGAAGAUCUAAAGAGGUGGUCAAAGGAUAAAGGCCUUGUUGACAUUGGAUUUGGAAGAGAAAAAACUACUUAUUCAUAUUUUGCAAGUGCAGCAAGUAGUAGUAGUUUUUUACCAUAUGAAUCUUUUCUUAGAAUGGUUGUUGCAAAAUGUUCAAUUGUUAUUACUGUUGCUGAUGACUUUUAUGAUGAAGAAGCUUCUCUAAGUGAGCUCCAAAUCUUAACUGAGGCAAUACAAAGGUGGGAUGCAAAAACUCUUGAUGGUCCAAGUAAGAUUAUAUUUGAAGCACUUGAUGAUCUUGUGUGUGAUGUUGCUAAUAUGUAUCAUCUUCAACACAAAAUUGAUAUCACCCCACAACUUCAACAUAUGUGGAAGGAGACAUUCCAUUCAUGGAUGAUGGAAAGUUUGUGGAGUAGAACUUCAAAUUUGCCAUGUAUGGAUGAAUAUUUAGAAGUUGGAAUGAUAUCAAUUGGUGCACAUAUUUUGGUUCUUCAUGCAGCUGCACUUGGAUGUCCAACUUUGCCAAUUGAAAUGCUUGGUCCAAUUAAUGGAAAAUAUGAAAAUAUUACAAGGUUGCUUAUGGCCACAACUCGUUUGUUAAAUGACAUCCAAAGUUACCAA